AUGGCGCGGAAAGGUUGCAAGAAGACCAAGACCGGGUGUUUGACUUGCAAAAUUCGGAAGAUCAAGUGUGACGAAACCAAGCCUUCUUGCCGAUGUUGCAAUGACACUGGCCGUAAAUGCGACGGCUACACAGUCCAGGCGUCACUCGAAUCAAAGAUUCGUUCAGACCUAGGCCGGCAUGGAUCAAACUCUGCAAGUGAGCGAAGAGCACUGCAAUACUUCUAUGAAUACGCUGCGCCACGCCUUUCUGGCCCUAGGAGACCUGUCUUCUGGACGCACUUCGUCAUGCAACUCAGCGAGUCGGAGCCAAUCGUGAAGCAUUCUCUCUUGGCGAUCAGUCAUCUAUAUGAGGCUCGUGAGAUUCAAAGUACCCCAUCCAUCAGACCUAGCCUUGCAUUGCAAUAUUACAACGCAUCAAUCAAAGGUUUGAAGGCUGUAGAAGACCAGUCUUUGGUACUGGUGGUGUGCAUUCUGUUUACCUGUAUUGAGCUGCUACUGUCGAAUAACGAAACAGCAAUUCAGCAUUGCAACCACGGCCUUGCCAUUUUGGAGAACUACAACAACGACAAUCCUUGGAUUCUAGAGCAUCUCCUACCUAUAUUUCGGCGUUUAAGCGUCCUCCCCUUGCUCAUCGGAAAGCCCCUAGCGGACUCUGCCUUUGCGCCUGUCCUAAGACCUGUGGUCCCAACGAGAUUUGAGAGCAUAGAGGAUGCACAAUCCAUGCUCGACGACAUUUUCAAACAAUUGAUGCUUCUGCGACAUUGGAAGCAAAAAGGGACUCAUUUCGACGUGGUGAAGGAACGAAGCUGCAUCGAUUCUUUGCUGCAUCAAUGCAAAGAACUCAUCCAGAAUCUCGAUAUUGAUUCAACGUCACAGGCGGACUGUGCUAGCGCAGGUCCGCAAGCGCUGAUGCAAAUGCGCUUCCAACUGUGCCAGGUUUGCUUCGACAUGGUGUUUCCCGAAGACCAAGCCGACAGCAACGAAAAGAACAUACACGACUUCCGCAAGAUGAUUACACAGGCUUCUGCUUUUAACAAACUGCGGACGAUACGAGUACCGCGUUUCGUUUUCGAACUUGCCUUCUCACCUAUUCUAUCUUUCAUCGUGAUGGAGUGCAAGUGCUUGGAAUUGAGGCUAGCGGCUCUGCGUCUGAUAAGAGUACUGGGCGCAGAAAGAGAGAGUCUUUUUGAAAGUCAUAACUUGUACACACUGGGUCGACAAAGAAUCCAGACAGAACAUGGCGUGAUUUUGGAUAUCGCCGACUGUCCACAGGACUUCAUCUUGGAUUCGGACCUAUAUUCUCUAAUAUAA
Molecule: messenger RNA, 1311 nt
Organism: Colletotrichum orchidophilum
Lineage: Eukaryota; Fungi; Ascomycota; Sordariomycetes; Glomerellales; Glomerellaceae
Exons: 2
Coding region: 1-1311 (436 amino acids)
Biological process (GO): regulation of DNA-templated transcription
Molecular function (GO): zinc ion binding; DNA-binding transcription factor activity, RNA polymerase II-specific
Source: RefSeq, a predicted model, not a curated record